Molecule: messenger RNA, 2493 nt
Organism: Varanus komodoensis (Komodo dragon)
Lineage: Eukaryota; Metazoa; Chordata; Lepidosauria; Squamata; Varanidae
Gene: LRRC75A
Product: leucine rich repeat containing 75A
Exons: 4
Coding region: 86-1207 (373 amino acids)
Source: RefSeq, a predicted model, not a curated record
CCGGCGGCGGCCCCGAGCGGCGCCUUCGUCUUCUCGGAAGCCCUCCUGAAGGAGCCGCGGAGGGGACGGCCGGUUUCGCCGCAGCAUGGGCGCCAAGCAAGCGAAGGGAUGCCCCGCCGGCGGCGGCGGCGGCGGCGGCGGCAGCCCGCACUUGGCUUCCCUGGCCGCUCCGCGGAGGAGGUUGAUGCCUGGCCGGGAACGCGGCGACUUCCUGGCGUCUCUCGUGGUGCGCUCAAGCGAAAAGUUUGGCAAAAGCGGCGGCGGCGCCGGGCUCCCGCCGUACCACCGCCGGAUCGGCCUCAUCCAGGACAUGCUGGGGAUGGUCAAGCAAGGCAAACAGGAGGAGGCGACCGACCUGCUGAAGCACCUGCGCCAGGAUUUGGGAAUGGAGUCCACCUCACUGGAUGAUGUCCUGUAUCGCUAUGCCAGCUUCAGGAACCUUGUUGACCCCAUCACCCACGACCUGAUCAUCAGCUUGGCCAGAUAUAUCCACUGCCCCAAACCAGAAGGGGACUCCCUCGGGGCCAUGGAGAAGCUCUGCAGGCAGCUGACCUACCACCUGAGUCCGCACUCGCAGUGGCGCCGCCAGGGCAUCGUGAAGAGGAAGCCGCAAGCUUGUUUGAAGGCAGUGCUAAUGGGGAAUCCUCAGGACAACACAGUUGACCUGUCUGGCAUACCUCUGACCCUGAAGGAAUUGGACCGGGUCAUCUCCUACCUCCAGCACAGCUCAGAACACAUUGAGAAUGUGGAGCUCUCCUUCACAGAGCUGACAGAUGAGCUGUUCCUCCAGCUUCUGCCUGUCCUCAGCGCCCUGCCGCGCCUCAGCACUCUUUCCCUCAAUGGCAACAGGCUCACGAAGGCCAUCCUGCGGGACUUAACAGAAGCCCUGAAAGACGCCCAGAAUUUCCCCAGCAUGACCUGGAUUGACCUGGGCAACAAUGUGGACAUCUUCUCUCUGCCCCAGCCUUUCCUAGUGAGCCUUAGGAAACGGUGCCCUACUCAGGGCAGCCUUCCAACCAUCCUUGAGUUCGGAGAGGGCCAGGUAAGUGACUUGGAGAGCCAGGAGGGUCUUCCCUCAGGAGAUGAGGACAGGAGUGAGAGUGAGAUGGAUGAUGCCACGUCCAGAGGCCAAGUGUUUGAAGUUAUGCUCCUGUCAAGCCAGUCUGCAACGCAAGAGGAGGCCAGCGCUGAACUGCCUCAGACAUGAGGCAUAACUGCCUCUAGUUGGUUCUGAAGAUAUCACCACUAGCAGCAAAGGAUCUUAGCCAGAUUCCGUGGAUGCCAACCUCUUGUGAUAAUUCCAGCCAAUUUUAUUUCAUAGAGGAUCAGAAUGGGGGACCAGGCUGGAGACUUUUAACUGGACUUUUAAGUGGACUUUUAACUUUUAAACUCCCAAGAUUUUAUAACUAGCACAGAGGAGAUCACUUGUUGCUUCUUUGACAGAAAGCAAGAGAAGCAAAAGAAAAAGACCCUCCUCCUCCUUGCUCAUUGCAGAAUGCUUGCAGGAAAGGACUCCAUGCUUGGUUAAAAGAGGAGCUGACCAUCCCACUGGUUUUCAGAUUUAAUUAGGCAAUGUGACCAGGGGGGUGCUGCAGAGUAACACACACUGUAACCUUGCACCAGAUCUGUGUGAGUGGAUGUCCCUUUCCACACCUUAACAUCUCAAAGUGUAACAUGUCCAUGGCAAUACAGAACUUGAAUCAGCAAGAUGAUAUACCAGGGGAACCCUGUGGAUUGGUUUAUACUUUGAAUACGACCUGGCAAAAGGAAACUUUUGAUUUGGUUUCAGAGGGGCAGUGAAUCUAUGGAAAUGAUACAGUGGGUCCAUGCUCUUUACAGGACAGAUUAUUUACAGUGAACUGUGGGAAUGAAGCUGAUGGUGGCAGUUUCAUGUAUUCAUAUUGCAAUUAAUUGUGGGAAAUAGCUGCAUUUUUGUUGUGGAAUUUGUUUGAUGACUCUGUAUAGGUGCUGCUCUCACUUACUUGGAACUUUCCAUCACUGUGAUAGAAGAGCGACUGGAAGGGAGUUUGUAUACUCAUGGAGCAAAUACUGGCCUCAGUUUUGGAAAGGAACUAGAAACCCUCAGCUGCCUAUAUCAGUUCUCCACAGCUUCCUCCACUCCCAAAACCUUUGAGAGAAGCAGCUGAUGGAAGUGAAGCAGGGAUGGGGUCUGCUGCCCUUUAACUGCUAGGUAUGAGCUUGCUCUAAGGAGGCCAGUUCCUGCAGCUUUCCACACCAGCAUCUUCCCUUCCAGAGCUAUGCCCCCUCAGCCUGUAGUUCUGAGUGACUCCCCACCUCCUUGGCCAGAUGUAGCCCAACUUUCCAUCAGCAGCUGUGGCUGUGUCCAGAAUGUGUGCCUCACUUCAGCACUUUCCCCUGUGCUGUGUGCAAACUAUGGCAGUCGACUUUCUCAUAGUUUGCAUGUCACUAGAUUAUUGAAAGUGUACUUUGUUAAGCAGUAAUAGAAAUAAAGUCUCUUAUUUGAAAUAAAAA